Oncorhynchus nerka (sockeye salmon) is the source of this 2620-nucleotide messenger RNA. RefSeq names its product ras and EF-hand domain-containing protein-like. The record is from RefSeq and is a predicted model, not a curated record. Gene Ontology annotation, molecular function: GTP binding; GTPase activity; calcium ion binding. The transcript has 17 exons. Lineage: Eukaryota; Metazoa; Chordata; Actinopteri; Salmoniformes; Salmonidae. Bases 212 to 2203 code for a protein of 663 amino acids. Gene Ontology annotation, biological process: vesicle-mediated transport.
AGUGGCCUUUUGAUUGUAUGGCAGUGAAUAGAGUUCAUAAUUAGCGUGGGGAAAGUAUUACCACCUCCAAUUCUCAACUCUGGUUCGUGUCUUGGCGAAGAUUUUGACCGCUGGUGCUGGAUAAGGUGGUCCAAGCUGUUGCUAGUCUAUCGAUCUUAUUUUACACAAGGUAUUAUUUCCCUUGUAACUUUUAAACUCGAAAUACGGAGCCAUGGACAGACCCAGCCUCGAGAGACUGUUUUCAGCGUGUGACAUUAACAGGUCUGGUGUGAUUGAAUAUGAAGACUUUACGGUUGUUUGUCGAGAACUCAAUGUGCCUGACGACGAAAUCAAAACGUUAUUCAACAAAUUCGGUGCUAGUGCAGAUGGAUGUACCAAUUACAGCAAGUUCUCCUCUCGGUUUCAAGAGGUUUCAGCAACGUUGGAUUUCGCAUCUUUUGGGGCUUCUCCUCAAAGUCAAGGGAGUCCUUGGGAGGAGUUCCAGAGCAGGCUUGACGAUGCAACAGGUCUCCUCUCGGGAAGACUGUGUGAUCAAUUGGUUGAGUUGUACCGAGCCAUUUACUCCACCUCAGAACCUCUCUUGUUGCAACAAUAUGAGGGACUUGUUGAUGCUCUUGUCAGUGAGAGCAAGGAACGCAGACUUGAAAGUGAGCAGGUGGAAACCAGUUUCAGAAGAACAGAGGAGCUCAACACCAGUCAGUUGGCAGAGCUGGAGGAGGACAUGCAGCAGCAGCUUUCCCGUGUAGUGGACAGGGUGAGAGAAGAGGAGCGUAAGAAAAUGGAGGGAGUCAUGGAUACACUCCAGAGAAGGCAUGAUAAUGAAGUGGCAGAUCUACAUACUGCUGUGGACAGGUUGUUGAAGUGCCAAGAUGAAUCUGAACUCAACAAUUCCAGGCAGGAUGUUGACAAACUACACCACAAAAUAUGUGAACUGACUCUGGAAAAUGAGCAGUUACGGGCUUCGCUCGUCAAAGCUCAGACAAACAUCUCCAUUCUGCAGGUAGAGAUGGACAAGCUGAAGAACAUUUAUGCAGACCAGAAACUUCAACAUGAGAGAGAAAGUGAUGACCUGAAAAAGAUGGUUAUAGAAUACCAGUCCUACUCCAGUCACAUUGAAAUACUCCAGGUCAUGAACAAAAAGCUGUAUGACAGCAAUGAUGACUUGCACUCUGCAUUAAUCAACGAUGUGGCAUCAAGUAAGAGGCUAUCCCCCGACAAUGAAAUCGCAGCUCGAAGAAUGAAGCCAGUUCGACAAAGCACACUUAUAAAUUCAGGGGGAGAGAACACAGCUGUGGACUCCAGUAAAAGGACAUACUCCCAUGUAGCCAGCUGGGCUGAUAGAUACCUGGACAGUGGUGUGUCCCUGCCUAUGGAUGCUGAAAGCUUAGGCAGCGAGUCUGACAGUGACGUCUCAACAGAAACCGUACACCAGAGUUAUUCAUAUGUGCCCUCAGACAUUGAGAUAUCAGACGUGAAAUCAGAAGUAAGUCGGGCAACACUGUCUGUAUCUCCCAGAAAAGCUCUCGUUAUUGCUUCGUCCAUCCGGAGACGCUUGUCUGCUUUCCCCAUAAAGCCAACCGAAGCAGACAUUGUUGACACUGGUGGCCCUGCUCCCAUGUACCGGUUAGUUUUGGCGGGAGAUGCAGGAUCAGGGAAGUCGAGCUUUCUAUUGAGGUUGAGUCUCAAUGAGUUCAGGGGAGACAUUCAGACGACUUUGGGAGUUGAUUUCCAAAUCAAGAAGAUGUUGGUGGAUGGAGAAAAAACUAACCUCCAGAUAUGGGAUACUGCAGGACAAGAGAGGUUCCGCAGUAUUGCCAGGUCUUACUUCCGUAAAGCCCAUGGAGUCCUACUGCUGUAUGAUGUCACUUCUGAGAGCAGCUUCCUUAAUGUCAGAGAGUGGAUGGGAGAGAUUCAGGAAUCUAGGGAUGAGCAACUCCCAAUGUGUGUGAUUGGGAACAAAGUGGACCUGCGGGAAGAUCGACCGGAGGGAAGCUGUGUCAGCACUGUCGACGGGGAAAGGCUGGCUAGAACAUACAAUGCCCUGUUCUGUGAAACUAGUGCCAAAGCUGGAACUAAUGUAGUGGAGGCAGUACUUCACCUGGCAAGAGAAGUUAAGAAAAAUGUGCAACUGAGACGGCAAUCAGAAUCACAGGUGAAGUUGAGUUUAAGUGGUCCAAAGAAAGCUAACUGCUGCAGAGUAUAACCAUGGAGAUUCAUCACCAGAGGGAAAUGCAUCUGACUGGAGUCUAGGGGCUCUAUUUUAGCACCACAGUGUAGCUAAAUAUGUAUAACAGAGGUGACUGUAAAGUUAGCUAAAUGUAUGUCUAAUUCGUAUUUGAAUCUACAUAGUCCGAUCUUUAGCAAUAGUCAACUCCUGAAUUAGUUCUGGACUCACCUGAACGUAUUAUAAAGGGGACUGUUGUACAUCUCUCAGGAAUUGACAUUGAAAAGCAGUUAAGUUUUAGCUCAGUCUAAAGAAUGCUGUGGUUAGAAACAUGCAGAAAUCAAUCAUGAUUUUACAUUGGUGUUUUAUUUCAUGUUUGCUAAUUGUAUUGAUUAAAGUUUCUGUACAGGUGUGAAUUAUAAUUUGUUACAAUAAAUCAUUUAAUUUAUUUCAUCA